Molecule: messenger RNA, 897 nt
Organism: Zingiber officinale
Lineage: Eukaryota; Viridiplantae; Streptophyta; Magnoliopsida; Zingiberales; Zingiberaceae
Exons: 3
Coding region: 144-698 (184 amino acids)
Source: RefSeq, a predicted model, not a curated record
GAAUUGUACCGCAUUCGCUCCACACUCCUCCACUGCGAUCGAUCGGUACCUUCUUCUCCUCUCUGGCGGUGGAUUGAAAGGGGAGAGGCGUCUUCUGCCGAAUCGAAUCGAAACGAAUCGCUCAUUGGGGUUUGCAUCCGACGAUGAUGGUUAAGGAAGGCGGCGCGGAUCUCCUUCCUUCGUCGGAUCCCAAGACUCCUUCUUCAACCGCCGACGCUGGCGUCUUCGGCAAGGGCCGAUACAGGUUCUGGGCGCUUGCGGCCAUCCUCCUCCUUGCAUUCUGGUCCAUGCUCACCGGCACUGUCACCCUCCGAUGGUCAGCCGGCGACCUCAACCGCCUCGCCCACGACUUUGACGUCCCCGUCGCGGUUAACCCGGAUCUCGACGUUCUGGAGAUGGAAGAGCGGGAGAAGGCGGUGAGGCACAUGUGGGACGUGUACGCCCACGCCCAAACUCGCCGGAUCCGGUUGCCGAGGUUCUGGCAGGAAGCGUUCGAGGCGGCGUACCAAGACCUUUCCGGCGACGACCCCGACGCCAGGGACGCUGCCGUCGCCGAGAUCGCUCGAAUGUCGUUGCGGAUGCUCGAUCCAGAGGCUCCCCCGCGAAAUCCCAAGGCUGCUGAAAUAAAGAGGAACCAAAGACUUCGAGAUGGCAUUUCUUCGUUGGUGUCAGGGUCCUCGUCUUCUGAUGCUCGAUAGCAGAUGUGUAUUUGGCUUCUGACAAAGUUACCAAUGUCAAGUUACUGCUUCUCCAACAAUCACUGAUGUAAGCUACCUUUGAAAAGUUGUUCUGAUUACCUUCUUCUUUCUCUAAAUCCUACAUUUGGCAGAUUAUGUGCUUUAGGCAAUACGAACUGUGCUUUAGCUGAACUUGUAACUGCAUUUCUUAGCUUGUUGA